GAUUAACUCCGGUUGAUGGUACGGUAAAGUUCGCCCUAACGGUUUAGUAGCCAGCCACUAGCUCGUCGAAAGGCCAACGCAAAGCCAUCAAGCAGAGAUCAUCACUGCGUACCAAAUCAUUGAAAGUUUUCAUCUUCUCCCAUCGCACGGUGAAAUCGAGAACCGGGCACGCUUGACGACCUCAUCUCGCCGCGAUCUUUGCCUCUCUUCCUUUUAACACGAGAUUUGUUUUCCACGACUAAGGUAGGAUGUCGACUCCAGCGAGGAAGAGGUUGAUGAGGGAUUUCAAGAGGCUGCAGCAAGACCCACCUGCUGGUAUAAGCGGUGCUCCACAAGACAACAACAUCAUGCUCUGGAAUGCUGUCAUAUUCGGGCCUGAUGACACCCCAUGGGAUGGAGGUACUUUCAAACUCUCACUGCAGUUCUCUGAAGAUUAUCCUAAUAAACCGCCGACAGUUCGUUUUGUGUCACGGAUGUUCCAUCCAAAUAUUUAUGCUGAUGGGAGUAUUUGCUUGGACAUUCUCCAAAACCAGUGGAGUCCUAUAUAUGAUGUUGCUGCUAUUCUUACCUCCAUCCAGUCGUUGCUCUGUGACCCUAAUCCGAAUUCUCCUGCAAACUCGGAAGCUGCUCGGAUGUACAGCGAAAGCAAGCGUGAGUACAACAGAAGAGUGCGUGAUGUUGUGGAGCAAAGCUGGACUGCUGACUAGUAUUUUAGUUAGUUGUAAGCUUUUGUAAACUCCCUCCUACUACUCUCAAUGUCACACCAUUCAGCAACAGCUUUCAAGUUUCAACUUAUCUUUUGUGUUUUUUCCAAAACUCUUUAGUGAUUUGGAUGCUUUGAUUGGUUCUAUGAAACAACUUUGUACCAAACCUUCUGAAUUGUUCAUCUUUGUGUAUAUAUGUAUUAUAUAAGUUCCAAGUUGUUCACCUUUUCA
Brassica rapa (field mustard) is the source of this 935-nucleotide messenger RNA. Its product is annotated as ubiquitin-conjugating enzyme E2 1. The record is from RefSeq and is a predicted model, not a curated record. NCBI's taxonomy places the organism in Eukaryota, Viridiplantae, Streptophyta, Magnoliopsida, Brassicales, Brassicaceae.